GAAAUGCAACUUGCGGUCACGCUGCUUGCACGGCAAAAAAUUAACAAAGUUGCUGAAAUUCUCGCAAAACCAAUUGACAAAGUGCCGAAAAACUAUGAGUCGGACAUUAAAAGGAUAAAGCAAUAUUAAAAACUGAACGCAAGUUGCUUGCGUUGCUAUUUGUGCAGUUAAUUGCAAGUGUGAAAAAGUAGCGUAGUAAAAAACAUGGCGCCUACGCCGCUGCCGCUGGAACAAAUGCCCGGUGCAAACGCUGGCUAUUUGCCAGCUGGGCAGGAGGGAGGACCGCGCAUCAAUACCAUGUCGAUGUCCGUGCUAAUUGAUUUCAUUAUACAGCGCACAUAUCACGAGCUCAUGGUGCUGGCCGAAUUGUUGCCACGCAAAACGGACAUGGAACGCAAGGUUGAAAUCUAUGCUUAUGCGGCGCGUACACGGCAUUUAUUCACACGUCUCAAUGCGCUGGUCAAAUGGGGCAAUUCCGUCUCGAAGGUGGACAAGAGCUCACAGAUCAUGAGCUUCCUGGACAAACAGAAUAUGCUCUUCGUGGAGACGGCGGAUAUGUUGGCGCGCAUGUCCCGCGAGACGCUAGUGCGGGCUCGUUUGCCCAACUUUCACAUUCCGGCCGCUGUUGAGGUCUUGACCACUGGCACCUACAAUCGGCUGCCCACGUGCAUCAGGGAACGCAUUGUGCCGCCCGACGCAAUUACGCCGGCAGAGAAGAAGCAGACGCUGUUGCGCCUCAAUCAGGUAAUACAGCAUCGUCUGGUGACUGGCAAAUUGCUGCCACAAAUGCGUGAAUUUCGCAUACGCAAUGGACGCGUUACAUUCGAGAUUAAGCAUGAGUUUAGCGUCGCUCUCACCGUCAUGGGCGACAAUCCCGAUGUACCAUGGCGUCUGUUGGACAUUGAUGUGCUUGUUGAGGACAAAGAGACAGGCGAUGGCAAAUCGUUGGUGCAUCCGGUGCAGGUUAACUACAUACACCAACUGAUCCAGGCGCGUCUCGUCGAGAAUCCCAAUGCCUUGAGCGAGGUUUACAAUUGCCUGCACUAUUUCUGUCAGUCGCUGCAGCUGGAAGUGCUCUACACGCAAACGCUGCGCUUGAACUACGAACGCUUAGACGACAACAAUGUCAAUGUGGAGGAGUAUGUGCCGGGUGUUAAGCUGAGCGUAUCUUAUUGGCGUGAUCUCAAAUCUGAGCUGGGAUAUCGUCUCACUGUUCAAUCGGAUCCCAAUGAAGUAGGACGACCUUUGGCAGUGGUCCACAUGCCUUCGUUGGGCGCCAAAGAAUCCGCCGAGGUGGCUGAACGUGCCGUGCGCUCCGAGCACCUUUCGAUGGAACGCUUAAUUGUGCACACUGUUUAUAUACGAUCGGUGUCGCGACUAAGUGAUCUCAAGCUGGAGUUCCAGGCCUUCCUCAAAGACGUUGACUUUAAUCUGCAAGGCACUCCAGCGAUUUUGACGGUGCCUGUGCUAUCCCCUUGCUUGCGAGCCGAGCAGAUUCACAUCACCAUUGAUACGCACACGGGCAUGUUCCGCUGUCAUGUGCCCAAGCACUUGGAUUGCCCCAUUACAGAUGAUAUGCAAGACUGUCUGAAUGGCGAUCGCAGCAAGCUGCCUGCUUUGCUGUCGGAGCUGCGCUAUUGGAUCACACACAGACGUUGCGAGAAAACGCUGCAGCAUUUGCCUGCCACAGCAACGGAGACGCUACCUUUCCUCACUCUGCCCGAGCAGGACUUGUUGCAGGUUGGUCGUCACAAGAUCUACGUGAAGCUGCAUCGUCAUCCCAAUAUUAUAUUGGUGGUUCAAUUGAAGGAGAAGAGCGCAAUGCCUAAUGAAAUGGAGUACACUUUCCACUUGGGCUUUGUUGUAUUUCAAAAGGAUGAAACCGAUGUGGUGGAUGACUCGGCCAAGCAACUAGUUUCUAUUGUAACGCAGCCACCUUCGGAGAUUCCCAAAUUCUAUACAAAAUUAAUGCGCCUCAUUGAGUUUGACACUUUUGUGGCCACCCAUGGCCCCGGUACUGAAGUGGAUGCAGAUUUAUCACCACAUAAGCGCAAGUCGAAUGGCGACAUUUUGGCACCGCCAGCCAAGCAACAAAAGACCAUCUUUCCCGCCUACUUUAUACCCGAAUUGGCGCACGUUGUGGCCAUGUGCGAUGAGAAGAUACCCUUCUUGAAUCUGGCACAAACGCUAUCCAAGUUUCGCAUUCCGCAUAGCGGCCUGCAAGUGGAGGCAAAUGCCACAUCGCUUGUGCUCAAGAUUCUAGCAUUGCCCAAGCCAGGCGCCAAUCAACCAACGACUGCAACUGGCGAAGCUAAACCAGCGCCAGCACCAGCUGCAGCUGCUACCAACAACACUUCAACUGCACUGCCCAAGAUAGAGCCACAUGUCUGGGAUGACUUAAUGCGACGUGUGCUGUCGAUUUCGGUGCGUUCGCAAACCAACAAGAAUAGCCAAGUGCGCAUUUGGGUUGUGGAGUUUGUCUUCUACAGCACGCCGCUGCAGAGCACACAUCAGAAGGAACAAGGCAAUCGACGUACUGUGUAUUUAACGUAUGAGCAGGCGAAUCAUGACUUCUCCAAGACUGUCGAAGAUCUGCUUAACGAUUGGUCCAAGAUUGUCUAUCUCUACACGCUUGUGCACGACUUUUCCGAGCAGUUGCGCAACAAACGUCUCAGCUUGGGUGACAUGCUUGUGGUCAAGUCCUACAGCUAUGUGAAUCUGUUGCUUGGCUAUGGGCCUAAGAAGGAAGUAACCUGCAACAUUUACUGGUCCGUGCAAUCGCAUGGCUUCCGUCUCACCUUUGUCGGUGGCAUCUCCGCCGUAAAUGCGCACUCCAUGAUGCGAGAUCAGCUUGCACAGCAUCUGAAUCAACAGCACAGCUUGACGACCAUUGCACACAUACUGCACGAAACUUAUAAUCCAAUGAGCUCCAUUGCUAAGCUGCCUGUUCUGCCCCUACUUGGCAUUCCUCGUCCCCAGGUGCCUGUGCUGUCGUUCUGCAUGUUGCCACAGUCGCCUUGCCUCAUGCGUCUCACCUAUCAGGCGGUCUACUGUCUGGAGCUGCGCUUCCGUGCCAAUCGACUCGUCUCCAUACGCGAUGGCGUCAGUCGCUUUGAUCGCAAUGCCAUCGAGGAGAUUACACCUAUACAGGGAUUGAAGGCAUUCUUGUCCAAGUACGUGGAUGAGUCUGCUGUGUAUCGACGUGGACCUCAGGAUGAUGACAAUCCGCUGUCGCCCAUGGGCAUGGAGGAUAAUUUCGGCGGACCAAGCAGUGUAGCAGGAGUAGGUGCUGGGGGUUCGUCUCCAUUCUUGGGCGCCGGCAUGCGUGGUCCACAAUCGCCUAGGGACAGUGGACUGCGUUUUCCAGCCCCGCACACGCCGCCCUCCAGCUCCAAUCCGCACACACCGGCCAGUCCGCAUCCCAGUGCCGGUGGCGGUGGUGGCAGCGGUGCCCAGAGUCAUGCCAACUUUAAUUUGACAUCGCCGCCGGCACCGCAUAUGCCGCAUCAGUCGCCGGGCGGCUUGAUGCCCUCGUCACCGCUGAAUCCUCAGCCCAGUCCGCACAUGGUGCACAGUCCGGGACCCAAUACGCUGUACAUGCAAAGCCAUCAGGAUUCACCAUUCACUGCCAUGUCGCCGGCGAACAACAAUUGGCCCGGUUCGCCCAGCAUGCCACGCCCCUCGCCUCGUCCCGGCCAGAGUCCCGAGCACAAGAGCACUGGUGGCGCUGGUCAAGGCGUCGGUGGUGAUCGUGGCACGCGUGCCAGUCUGAAUCGUCCUUGGCCAGGAGCUGUACCUACGCUGCUCACGCACGAGGCACUCGAGACGUUGUGUCGCCCCAGUCCGCAUCCCAACAAGGAUAUCAAUGUGGCGGAUAUGAGUCCGUUGGAACGCUUCCUAGGAUGUGUCUACAUGCGCCGGCAACUGCAUCGCAACAUACAGAGCGAGGAGACCUUGACGGCGCUCAACUCAACGGAGCCAGGUGUGGUGCUUUUCAAGGUGGACGGAUUGCAGUGCCAGGUGACGUUGAAUCCCAUGCAUAUGCAGUCGCUGCACUUGAAGGUCACCCAGUUGCCACCGAUGCCCGACAAACCCACGUUCCAGCUAAGUCCCGACGAUCUGCUCGUCAUCGAGCAAUAUUUUGACACCCGCGUCGCUGCCCCGCCGUAUCGCCCCAACGCGUUGCACAGCAUUUGCCGCUUGCUAAACCAACCAGGACAUGUGCUCAAGGAUUUCGUGCAGAUCAUGCGGCUGGAGCUGAAACCGGAGCUGGGCGGCGAUCAACUGAAGUGGACGGUGCAGAUGUGCAUGCGAAUGCCACCCUCGGCGCUUCCGAUUGUGCCCAUUGGCAAUGCGUGCGUGGUGCUGGGACGCAUGAAGAUACUGUUCUUCCUGCACAUCACACGGAUACCGUACAACGGCAAGGACUGGAAGGAUAGCCCCUCCCUGGUGCUGCCCAUCGUGCACGACAUUGCCACCAAUCUGACGCAAGUGGCCGAGCGACGCGAACAGGUGCAAUCCCCGCUGAUGGCAGCAGCCAGUCAGUUGCUGCGUCGCUUCGCCGAUUAUGGAGUGCAGCAGUGCUCGCUAUUUCCAGCAAUCUCGGAUCUGCUGACCAAUCUGCCGCUUACCACAGAUCUGCCGCCACCGCCACCCAAUCAAUCCAUUGGUCCGCCAGUUGGUGUGGGCGUUGGCGUUGGAGUCGGAGUGGGAGCUGGUGUGGGAGUUGGUGUUGUGGGCUCGAGUCCGAAUCCGAUGAUGCCGAUGCAACAGCUGCCGCCACAGGUGGGAGGACAUGGCCCGCAGAUGGGUCCGAAUCCUGGGGGUCCGCAGUGAUGAAGGCGCAAGCGCCGCGCCUCAUCGCAGCAGCCAUGAGGCGACAACCUGGCGCAAUUGCGACCAAGCCCCAGAACACACACACAGUUCAACAGGAACAGCAACAGCAACCACAAAACAAUAACAACAAGAACAUUGAUCAUUAUCCGUUUUAUUUAUUAUACUUAAGUGUCAGACAAGUUUCCAAACAUUCACUUGCGAUGAUAACAAGUAAACUCAAAAGUCACAAGUCCAAAUUAAAAACAAGAACAAGUUUAGGAUUUGAGAAUCUAAAAUUCAGAAUCAGAAUCCGGAAUAUACAUUACAAUAAACAACUAUAUUGUACAGAAGUGCACUCGAAAGUAAAGAGACACACACACACACACAUACACAUAAUAAAGCACUAACUAACUGUAAACUGUAACUGUAA
Messenger RNA from Drosophila sulfurigaster albostrigata, 5245 nucleotides. RefSeq names its product mediator of RNA polymerase II transcription subunit 14 (gene MED14). NCBI's taxonomy places the organism in Eukaryota, Metazoa, Arthropoda, Insecta, Diptera, Drosophilidae. The coding region runs from base 205 to 4836 and encodes 1543 amino acids. The record is from RefSeq and is a predicted model, not a curated record. Gene Ontology annotation, molecular function: transcription coregulator activity. Gene Ontology annotation, cellular component: core mediator complex; mediator complex. The transcript is spliced from 8 exons. Gene Ontology annotation, biological process: regulation of transcription by RNA polymerase II.